Messenger RNA from Lotus japonicus, 873 nucleotides. RefSeq lists its product as uncharacterized. The record is from RefSeq and is a predicted model, not a curated record. The transcript is spliced from 2 exons. NCBI's taxonomy places the organism in Eukaryota, Viridiplantae, Streptophyta, Magnoliopsida, Fabales, Fabaceae. Bases 1 to 873 code for a protein of 290 amino acids.
AUGAUUUCUGAAAUUCCUGCACAUUUCAUAACUGUUCCUAGUCUAAACCGCUACCCUAGACCAAGGCCAGAACCUCUGGUUGCUCCGGAUUUCCCAAUCCAAGCAGUACCUCUGGCCUCAAUGUCUCCUCCACCUCCUCCUCCUCAUUCUCCUCUUCCAGAGCAUGCUGAAUCAGUCUCAAACCAUUCCUUAGAAAAAUCACAAAUCCCUGAGACUGAAACCUCUCAUCAAAACCCUGAGACCAACAUAUCUGCACAUCAGACUCUGCAGAUUGGCUCUCCCUCUGAGGACGCAGGGCAGGAGCGUUUGGAAUCAGAUGUUGCCCGUUCGAAACUUUCUUUCGAGAAGGCUAAGUCUGAUCUAGCUGUUUCUAAGAAAGCCCAAGAGGAUGCUGAGGCGAAAAAAUCCGGCCUUGAAGAGCGUGUUUCCAACUUGCAAAACGAGUUGGAAACCACGCGGGUCGUCUUGGAGGAGAAGCUGCGGAAGAAAGAAGAUGAAAUCGCCAAAAUCAAGUCGCGUCACCAGGGUGAGGUUGAAGCUCUCCAAGGGGAUCUCGCAAAAGCCAACGCUGACAAUGAAAUAUUGACCGGAAAGGCCAUAAAGAAGUAUGAAGAAGGCUUUAUGUACGCGAAACAUCAAUUUCGGCUUCUUGACCCUGAAAUUAACUUGAAGGCCUUAGGAGCUUAUAAGCGGAUUGUCGACGAAGAAUUGGUCGAGUCCGAUGAUUCAGAUUCCGACGAUUCUAAAGAUGAGUCCGGCGAUGAGGAGCCCAUUGCUGGCGAUCCUGCUGAGCCUAACCCGGAUAACGAAGGGGCUAAGAUUAUUGAAGAAGUAGCUGUUGAAGAUCCCGCCACUCCCCGUGUUGAGAUCUAG